AGUUCUUCGUCAUUACUGCUUCUCAAAAUUCGACACAUUCGACUGCCCACACCAUCAUACCCAUUUCGCCCUUAAAAGCCAGAGCGCCAGGCUACAUUUACGAUCCCUUGACAGCAAUAACUCCUCUUAUACUACCUUCCCAACACUCGGAUCUCCGCCCAUCAACCUCAUCCACAAUGAACACUAAUUGUGUUGUGUGUCCGCCACCGGCUUCUGCCUAUUCUGACUCUGGGAUACGUUACAAAUCCCACGCAACAAAAUCAUGUUCUGGAUGCAAUGAUAUCCACUACUGCUCUCGUACACACCAAAAGGACGAUUGGAAGAUUCAUCGUUUGAUCUGCAAGAAGCUUGGUGAAGCUGGUGAGCGUCCUUCUUCUAACAUGAGACGAGUGCUCUUCUUUCCUGUCGAUGGCACACAACCUGAAUUCAGAUGGGCACCAGUGGAAGUGAGAGACCAGAAUGGCAGAAACAGACCUGGAGAGUGCCCAAUCUGGGAAGGAACAGACCUGUAUGCCGACGCUGAGGAGCACAUAUACGGCUGCAAUCCUAGUUGCAACGACGGUACAUUGUUUUACCAUAUAAGCUCUUGCCACAACAUUGUCAUCAGCGCCCUCGGAAAGCGUGAUCCAGAGAAUGCAGCAGUAAACAAGUGUGUUGAACAGCUUACCGGUGGCAAAGUCACCCACAUCAAAGGGGACGCGAUCGCGUUCGGGAUCUCGAAUUACAACCACACGCAGAACAUCACCCAGGAUCCACCCUCUCAAUGCAUCGAUAUGAGCACAGCAAGCCUGACGCUCAUCAAAUCAUUUCUCGUGCGUAAUGUUGCCUCGAGACAAAACAUUCGCGCUGUCCGCAUCAACUGCAUUGGCCAUAUCAAACUGCAGAACACUUUGCCAUUUGAAUCGGUAGUGAUCAGAAGCUCGAAAGCUCAGUCCAGGAGCUCGGUUGCAAACUUCCAUGUCACACGCCUCCUCGGACUUGAUCUCGUUGGUUGGCAAACGACUACCGAAAACGGGCUUGACGAUCGCAAUCCAAUGGCCAGUCUGCUUGACAUCACCUGCAGCAAGAGAGAAUUGGUCAAUGGAAGUCUGAGAUGGGGCUACUAUCGAAACCAACGCUGGGGAAACAUCGUUGUCAUGCGCAGCGAUGGAGAGCCUCUGGGACCAGAGUUUAUGCAAGCUUUGUGCACCUGGAUCGACAAGAGAAUCAGACCUUGUUUCAACAAGGCAAGAGCCCAAAUCCAGCUCGAAAAGAAGAGAGGCGAUACAACUUUUGAAGAGGAUCAAGCCAGAGCCGCUCGCAUCGAGGAUAUCCAGGACAGAACCAAUGCGAAGAUCACGAAGGAAGAAUUUCUGGAAUACCACAAAGGCAGACUGGAUGACGAGACUGAUGAUGAGAUGCCGAAUACUUUUGGCGCAGAAGAGGAGACCGAUAAUGAGGAAUGA
This is a messenger RNA of Aureobasidium pullulans EXF-150, 1445 nucleotides long. RefSeq lists its product as uncharacterized. Lineage: Eukaryota; Fungi; Ascomycota; Dothideomycetes; Dothideales; Saccotheciaceae. The coding region runs from base 177 to 1445 and encodes 422 amino acids. The record is from RefSeq and is a predicted model, not a curated record. The transcript has a single exon.